CUCCUCUCCCUCCUCCCCGGGGCCGCUGCGGGGGAGGAGGUGGAGAAUGGAAACACCCUUCUACCAUGAUGAUGUGUUAAGCAGCUUGAGCGGCAGCAGCAGCACCAGCACUAGCGGCGGCGGCGGCGGCGGCGGCGGCGGCGGCUUCGCCUCCUCCGGCCGCCUCUUCCCCCCGGCCGCGUCUCCCUUUGCCGGCGGCGGCAGCAUGAUGAAGAAGGACGGCCUCACCCUGAACCUCAGCGAUCAGGUGGUGGCCACCCUGAAGGCCGCCCCGCCGCCGCCGCCCCACGGCGCCCACCACCUGCGCGGGGACGGCGGCGGCGGCAGCGGCGGAGCGGGCGGCGGAGCGAGCGGCGGGGCCGGAGCCUCGGCUGCCACGGAGGGGCUGCUCACGUCGCCGGACCUGGGCCUGCUCAAGCUGGCGUCCCCGGAGCUGGAGCGCCUGAUCAUCCAGUCCAACGGGCUGGUGACCACGACCCCCACCACCACCCAGUUCCUGUACCCCAAGGUGGCGGCCAGCGAGGAGCAGGAGUUCGCCGAGGGCUUCGUCAAGGCCCUGGAGGACCUGCACAAACAGAACCAGCUGAGCGGCGCUGGCGGUGGCGGCGGCGGGGGCGGCGCGGGGCCGGCCGGGGCCGGAGGGCCGACGGGGGCAGCGGGCGGCUGUGCGCCCACGCCAGGCGGGGCGGGCGUGGAGCUGAGCUCGGGGCCCGCGGCCGCCGCGUCCCUGGCGCAGCCCGAACCGCCAGUCUACGCCAACCUGAGUAGCUACACGGGCUCGGCGAGCGCGCUGGGCGGCACCACGGUCAACUACAGCACGGAGACGGUGCCUUACCCGCCACCCCCUGCCGGCCUGGGACCCGGGCCCGGCCCCGGCCCUCCUCAGCCGCACCCCCGGCUGCAGGCGCUCAAGGACGAGCCGCAAAUCGUGCCCGAUGUGCCCAGCUUCGGCGAGAGCCCGCCGCUGUCACCCAUCGACAUGGACACCCAGGAGCGCAUCAAGGCGGAGCGCAAGCGGCUGCGGAACCGCAUCGCAGCCUCCAAGUGCCGCAAACGGAAGCUGGAGCGGAUCUCGCGGCUCGAGGAGAAGGUGAAGAGCCUCAAGAGCCAGAACACGGAGCUGGCGUCCACGGCCAACCUUCUCCGUGAACAGGUGGCGCAGCUCAAGCAGAAGGUGCUCAGUCACGUCAACAGCGGCUGCCAGCUCCUGCCCCAGCACCAGGUGCCCGCGUACUGAGGGGGGCCGAGAGCCUAAGCUUCCCCGAGGCCCAGGGUCCCGUCCUGGGGUCCCGGGGCCACUCAUUGACUGACGGAGUUCGAGAGCCCGGCUCGGGACUGCUUCUCCCUCAGGGCGCAUGCUCGGCUGCUUCUCUUUCCCCCUAACCCUCGGGGGCCGAGACCCAGGCUCUCGGACAGAGCUCAGGUGUCUCCCUCGGGACUGCUCCUUAGGGUGCAUGCCUGGCCCGGCCGAUCUCCCCCUUUUUUGACCAUCCUCUCACCUCCUGGGGCCAGAACCCUUCGACUGACCCCGGGCGCCUGGCUCGGGGUAAGAACUAAUCCUUAGGGCUCACGCCUUACUGGAGGCCCCACUCUUCUAGCAGCCCGCGAGCACACAGUCCCGGGCCCCGGCUGCUCCGACCACCAGCGCUUCAGGGUCUCUACUUGCCCGAUCCAGAGUGGCCUGCGGGCGAACUGCAGUGGACUCGGGCCGGCGCCACUGGACCUUGCAAGGAAACGGGAUGGGGGGGGGCAAACUUAGGGAGCCUGGAGUUAGGGUUGGGGGCUCUAGCUGAGAGAGGCCGUGGCGAGCACCAGGGCGAGACAAGCUCCCAGCCCGGGAGGCCUGAGCGCUGAAGACCGACCCCCCUGUCCCCGGGCUCUAGCUGCUGGGGGGCUCCCCUCCCCCUGUUUACAAGCCCUGUGAGUUGCUUGGGCCGCUAUCGUCUAGUCCGUCCGUCCGUCCCUUUUUCUACGCCCCCUCUCCUUCACCCCUAUCGUGUGUCCGGUUUGCACAAACCUGAGUCUCCUGCCCCCUUUGUACAAAGUGUAAAUGUGACACUUACAGAAUUUCAAGCUAUUUUUUUUUUUGUUUGAAGUGUUCGAAUUGCCCUAUUUAUGUUUAUACUGGGAACAACGUGGUGGGUGGUUUUUUUUUUUUUAAGAAAAAACCUCCACCCCCAUCCAUCCCCCUCCCCCCUUUUGCUAUUACUCCACAUUCCAGUAUGUAAUACUGUACUCUGACCUUCUGUUCAGUAAAGUAUUGUUACCACGA
Molecule: messenger RNA, 2272 nt
Organism: Trichosurus vulpecula (common brushtail)
Lineage: Eukaryota; Metazoa; Chordata; Mammalia; Diprotodontia; Phalangeridae
Gene: JUND
Product: JunD proto-oncogene, AP-1 transcription factor subunit
Exons: 1
Coding region: 47-1237 (396 amino acids)
Biological process (GO): regulation of transcription by RNA polymerase II; regulation of cell population proliferation; regulation of cell cycle
Cellular component (GO): transcription regulator complex
Molecular function (GO): transcription factor binding; RNA polymerase II cis-regulatory region sequence-specific DNA binding; DNA-binding transcription factor activity, RNA polymerase II-specific
Source: RefSeq, a predicted model, not a curated record